Molecule: messenger RNA, 1457 nt
Organism: Sitodiplosis mosellana (orange wheat blossom midge)
Lineage: Eukaryota; Metazoa; Arthropoda; Insecta; Diptera; Cecidomyiidae
Product: SET and MYND domain-containing protein 4-like
Exons: 2
Coding region: 147-1457 (436 amino acids)
Molecular function (GO): protein binding
Source: RefSeq, a predicted model, not a curated record
CUCAAAUUUUAGGCAAUAUCAAUUCCAAUUGCUAGAUUGACGUUAAAUUUAAUUCGUUCCGAAAAUUCGAAAUAAUCCAAUUGGUCGCUGUAUUAGUAUUUGAUUACAUUUCAAAAGGGAAUUCGUGAAAAUUGAAGUCAUCGCGAAUGGACAAUUUGUGGAAGAAAGAGUCAGCGACAGCUGAAUACGUUGAUCUUUUUGCUUCUGUGAAGCAUCCUUCGUUCGACAUGCAUGUUGAGUCACUCAAAACACAACCAACUCGGAAAGACUAUCAGCAAUCAACUGAAUGGCGCUUAAAAGGAAACGAGUUUUUUCAACAAGAAAAUUGGGUCGAAGCAAUGAAAUGCUACAAUCAAAGUUUGUGUUUCGCUGAGGUUGGCACUGAAAACGUUGCGUUAGCAUAUUCGAACCGAUCAGCCUGCAAUUUCCACUUGAAGUUGUACAAUGAAGUCUUGAUCGAUAUUGAACUCGCCAAAAAGGCGAAUCUACCGGAUCGCUUCGUAUUGAAUCUGGAACAGCGCAAGAAUGAAAGUAUGAAACUGAUGUCAACGUUUGAGCGAAAGGCUGAAUUCGAACCGAAGCUAAGUUACGAGGCUGAAAAGAAUUUCCCGUGCAUGGCAAACGUCAUGGAGAUAAAAUACAACGAAGAAUUCGGUCGGCACCUGGUUGCGAAGUGUGACAUUCCAGUUGGACAAACGGUUUUGGUGGAAAAUGACAUACCCGCAAUCAGAGAUGAUAUUCUGUCGUGCUAUAAUUGUUUGCAAGUACUGGUGAAUUUUAUCGCGUGUCCAAAUUGCCCCGAUGUUAAAUUUUGCACUUUGGAUUGCUUGAAUCGCAAUGAAACACACAAAUUGGAGUGUGGCUCAUUUUUACCACGGAUGUAUUUUGAAAUGAGACAUCAAAUCAAAACACUUCUCAUGGCCAUCACCAGUUUCCCGGACGUGGACGCUCUGAUGCAGUUCGUUGAAGGUACACUGCUCGAAAAUCCCGAAACACUACCAACGUCGUUGAACGAUCUCAAGUCAAAGUAUCAUUUCUUCUUCAAACUUUCAACAUCAGCACCCUUUUCUCAUGAACUGAUGGAAGCUUACAAGGUUUAUAAAACCGCGAUAAAUUUGCCGAAAGUCAGCAGUCGGUUCGAUAAUGAUCGAAAGAAGCGCUUCCUCAUGCAUGUGUCUAUGCAUCAUGUUCUAGUUUAUAACACUAACAAAUUUGGGUCUGAUUAUUCAAGCUUCGUGGCCAAUGUUUCUUCUCUCUUGAACCAUUCAUGCGCUCCAAAUAUCGUCAGUUACAUCUUCUCAAGAAACAUAAUCAGUGUGAGCGGACGACCAAUCAGAAAGGGUGAACAACUUUUCUUCAAUUACUUGGGCUUCAAUGAUACUUCGUCAAAUGCAAAUGAGCGAAAAGCAAAAUUGAAAGCCAGUUGGGGCACACGUGUGCAAGGUCAAAAAUUCUAG